AUGCCGCAGAACGCCAUGCUGGAGGUGGAAUUGUUUGAUAUGUUGAGAAUAGACUUCAUUGGACCGUUUCCACCCUCAUUUGGAAAAAAUUACAUCUUGGUAGCAGUGGAUUAUGUAUCAAAGUGGGUGGAAGUGAUAUUGUUGCCCACUAAUGAUUCCAGAUUUGUAGUAAAUUUCAUGAAGAACAAUAUUUUCUCAAGGUAUGGAGUACCGAGAGCACUUAUUAGUGAUGAAGGUACCUAUUUCAUAAAAAAGUUCAUGGAAAAUAUGCUAAAGAAGUACAAUGUUAAUAACAAGAUUUCCACCCCGUAUCAUCCUCAAAUGAGUGGGAAGAUUGAAGUAUCUAACAGGCAGAUAAAGCAAAUCCUUGAGAAGACUCUUGGUGCGUCUCGAAAAGACUGGGCAAUGAAGCUGGAAGAUGCACUGUGGGCAUACAGAACAACAUUCAAAACUCCUAUAGGUUGCGACAAUAUUAUGCAGUUCAGGUUGUAUAAUAUUGAUCAUGAGUUAACGGUUGAGCAGUUAGGAGGUAUUCUCCGAUUACCCCUCUAUGGUCCCGAAACUGUUCCGGAUAAUUUUGACGCUAAGGCUUUCUAG
Molecule: messenger RNA, 597 nt
Organism: Lathyrus oleraceus (garden pea)
Lineage: Eukaryota; Viridiplantae; Streptophyta; Magnoliopsida; Fabales; Fabaceae
Exons: 2
Coding region: 1-597 (198 amino acids)
Biological process (GO): DNA integration
Molecular function (GO): nucleic acid binding
Source: RefSeq, a predicted model, not a curated record